This is a messenger RNA of Capra hircus (goat), 1216 nucleotides long. RefSeq names its product fms related tyrosine kinase 3 ligand (gene FLT3LG). Gene Ontology annotation, molecular function: receptor tyrosine kinase binding; cytokine activity. NCBI's taxonomy places the organism in Eukaryota, Metazoa, Chordata, Mammalia, Artiodactyla, Bovidae. Gene Ontology annotation, biological process: positive regulation of cell population proliferation. Bases 144 to 1199 code for a protein of 351 amino acids. Gene Ontology annotation, cellular component: membrane; cell surface. The record is from RefSeq and is a predicted model, not a curated record. The transcript is spliced from 7 exons.
CACCAGCCCGAUCCACCCCAGCUCACUCUCCCCCCAAAAUUUCCUUUCACUUUCGAUCUCUGGCUGUCACCCGGCGUGGCCCCUUCCACACCCAGCUGGGGCAAGCCUGAUCCGGCCACAGGCAUGAAGGGCCCCCGGCAGAAAUGAUAGUGCUGGCGCCAGCCUGGAGCCCAACUACCUCCCUUCUGCUGCUGCUGUUACUGCUCAGCCCUGGCCUUCAAGGGACCCCCGACUGCUCCUUCCGCCACAGCCCCAUCUCCUCCACCUUUGCCAUCAAGAUCGGCAAGCUGUCCAAGUACCUGCUUCAAGAUUACCCCGUCACUGUUGCCUCCAACCUGCAGGACGUGAGUCACAGCCGGGAGGGGCCCAGGAUGGAGGUGGGAAGGAGAGAUUCAAGAUUCACCGCCCCCUUAGGGGCCAGGCUAGUGUGCCCACCAGGCCACCCCCUCCCUCGGGACCCAGGAAUCCUGGCCCCCAGCCCCCUCCGCCCACCCGCGGGACCCAGAGCCUGGGUGGUCUCCCCCCAGGACAAGCUCUGCGGGGCGUUCUGGCGUCUGGUCCUGGCCCAGCGCUGGAUGGGACGGCUCAAGACCGUGGCUGGGUCGGAGAUGGAGAAACUGCUGGAGGAUGUCAACACCGAGAUACACUUUGUCACCUCGUGUGCCUUCCAGCCCCUUCCCAGCUGUCUUCGCUUCGUCCAGGCCAACAUCUCCCACCUCCUGCAGGACACUUCCCAGCAGCUGGAGGCCUUGAAGCCCUGGAUCACCCACCGGAAUUUCUCCCGGUGCCUGGAACUGCAGUGUCAGCCGGACUCCUCCACUCUGCUGCCCCCAAGGAGUCCUGGGGCCUUGGGAGCCACGUCCCUGCCGGCCCCUCAGUCCCCUCUUCUGCUCCUCUUGCUGCUGCUGCUGCUGCCGGUGGCCCUCCUGCUGCUGGCCGCUGCCUGGUGCCUGUGCCGGUGGAGGAGGAGACGGAGGACACGCUACCCUGGGGAGAGGCGGAGAACACUGAGGCCGAGAGAGAGCAGUCACCUGCCAGCGGACACAGAGUCGGCACUUGGAGGAAGUCAGCUAGAAUCUGGUCCUUUCCUUGGCCACACUGCCUCUGUUCCCCCGGGAUGGAGGCAACGCCAGCACCCACCAUCGGCUCUCCCUUCCCCCCUUUGUACAAAGCCCUUGUCCCCAGGAAAUUGUAUAUAAAUCAUCAUUUUCUACCA